CAAAACCAUAAUACUGCGCCAAAUAAGCCUCACGAGAAUGUGCAAUAAACUUGAAGGCAUUAAAUUAUAAUAGAAAGCACCGAAUUAUUAGCGGAGAGAGUGAAAGCAGAGCAGUGCAAAAUCUCGAAAUUAGUUGUACUAUAGAUAGCACCCAAGAAAUCCACAAAAGGAAAAACCAAAAUGGGAAACGAAACAUCACUGCCCAUGGAAAUGUGUUCCAAUUUCGAUGCCGAUGAGAUUCGACGCUUGGGCAAACGUUUCCGCAAACUGGAUCUGGACAAUUCGGGGGCAUUGAGUGUGGACGAGUUCAUGUCGCUGCCGGAGCUGCAACAGAAUCCACUGGUGCAGCGCGUGAUCGACAUAUUCGAUGCCGAUGGCAACGGGGAGGUGGACUUUAAGGAGUUCAUCCAGGGCGUCUCACAGUUCAGCGUUAAGGGUGAUAAACUGUCGAAGCUGCGCUUCGCGUUCCGCAUCUACGACAUGGACAACGAUGGAUACAUUUCGAAUGGUGAACUUUUUCAGGUUUUAAAAAUGAUGGUGGGCAACAAUCUGAAGGACACGCAACUGCAACAGAUCGUGGACAAGACAAUCGGUUUCGCGGACAAGGAUGAGGAUGGCAAGAUAUCGUUCGACGAAUUCUGUUCGGUGGUUGGAAACACGGACAUACACAAGAAGAUGGUUGUUGACGUUUAAUAGGCUUACUGAGAAUCAUUAUUUUUAUAUGCAGUUUUAUUUAUUCUUUUGUACAUGCAUAUAUGCAUUCUUCUUUUUUUUGUCACGAUUAAUCUCAUGAUAAUGUCACUUUUGUUGAUCAGCGAUCAGGGAAUCGCAUUGUUAUGAAGCUGCUAACGAGCCAUUUCAGUCAGCCAGUCAGUCAGUAAAUCAAUCAAUCAGUCAGUCAGUCAGUCGAGCAAGCAGUUACUCUUAAGUUGAAAAGUGAAAUAAUGCGCCUCCUACUUACUUCUUAAAUGUAUAAAUCUAUAUACAUAUAUAUACAUGCAUAUAUAGUCAUAAUUUAUUAUACAAAUAUACACUUAAUGAACUUACAAAUCCUCAAAACAAAAUCAAAACUAAAACUUAAAACCAAUUACAAUCAAACUCCAAUCAAAGUGAAGGCAAAUAAAGAAAGCAAGCAUGGUUGAACUUGAA
Drosophila persimilis is the source of this 1149-nucleotide messenger RNA. RefSeq names its product calcineurin subunit B type 2. The record is from RefSeq and is a predicted model, not a curated record. The transcript is spliced from 4 exons. Gene Ontology annotation, molecular function: calcium ion binding; calcium-dependent protein serine/threonine phosphatase regulator activity. NCBI's taxonomy places the organism in Eukaryota, Metazoa, Arthropoda, Insecta, Diptera, Drosophilidae. Bases 181 to 693 code for a protein of 170 amino acids.